Messenger RNA from Paramecium octaurelia, 666 nucleotides. The record is from the annotation of a GenBank genome assembly. NCBI's taxonomy places the organism in Eukaryota, Ciliophora, Oligohymenophorea, Peniculida, Parameciidae.
AAUGAAUUAACAUAAUAAAGUAUAAGAAUAUGAAAAAGUUCUUGAUUUACUUGAUCACUUUUUAAAAAAAUACUAAAAUUUAGGUAAGAAUGCCAUAGAAACUUCAAUUGUCAGUCUCCUCAAGAAUAAUGUGACUGGGUUAUUCUUUGUUGGUUUCUAUGAAGUAAUUGAUGGUAUACUCAUUGAUUCUAUAUUAGAUAAUCAUCUUGAAGUUGGACCAUAUUAAAGUACUAUAUUGGCAACGCCAAGAAUUGAGAAGGGGAAAGGAUAAUGUGGGUAAUGUUGGGCAGAAGGAAAGGUUCAGAUUCAAGAAGAUGUGAAGGUUUGCUAGAAUUACAUAGCUUGUGACAAUGAAACAUAAAGUGAGAUUGUUAUCCCAGUAAUAAAGAAUGGAGUUGUGUAAAGUGUUUUAGACAUUGAUUCAGAACAUUUGUCUAGAUUUGAUGAAGUCGAUUCUAAGUAUUUAUAAAGAAUAGUUGAGUAUUUAAUUUGAUAAACUAUUAAUUAAUGACACUUCCCUUAGAAUUAUUGAAUUUGAGAUUAACGAUUAUGGGAGGCCAUUUGACUUUGAUUAUGAGGCUCUAUUCUCUUAGUGGAGUACAUUGAAUAAAGUAGCUUCUGUAUAUAUAAAUCCAUGACUCAAAAAAUCAAUAAAUCUACAUUUUA